This is a messenger RNA of Sabethes cyaneus, 1124 nucleotides long. RefSeq lists its product as uncharacterized. NCBI's taxonomy places the organism in Eukaryota, Metazoa, Arthropoda, Insecta, Diptera, Culicidae. Bases 1 to 936 code for a protein of 311 amino acids. The record is from RefSeq and is a predicted model, not a curated record. Gene Ontology annotation, molecular function: sequence-specific DNA binding. Gene Ontology annotation, biological process: snRNA transcription by RNA polymerase II; snRNA transcription by RNA polymerase III. Gene Ontology annotation, cellular component: snRNA-activating protein complex. The transcript has 4 exons.
AUGAAUUUUCAGUACAUUUUCCAUGGACGUAACAGCGACGUUGAAAUGGUCGAAUUCGUCAACGAAGCCCUGCUGAUUGUGAAGCAGAUUUUUCUUUGCUCGAAAAAACCGUUGGAGAAAAUUGGUUCAUUCUAUCUUAUGUAUGCACUGUACUUCAAACAACCGACGGGUCAGUUCUGCAAAAUUCGCGUUACCCUGGAGGAUUGGCGAGAACUGAAACGAUUCGCCGGUAAUCCCUGUCCUGGGCGGGAAUGUCCGGAAAUUGCCGUUAUUCUGUGGAAGCUAUUUAUAGGGGAUGGUUUUCGUUUUGUGCAAGAUGAAAAAGAGCAUGGAUAUGAUCCGUUUUUCGUUAAGGGACUUCAGACGAAACGGUUCGACGAUAAACUGCGCGAGUCUUACAAAAUAAUUCAGGAUGCUGAGAAGGAUUUUCGGACGAUGAAAUCCGGUUCCGGCUUGUUUACAGCGCUGGAUGCACUGGAAAUGGCUUACAACGAGAUGAAGGAGUCACUGGAUGAAACGGAAGCGUCCGGCAGUUGCAUCGAUAAAAUACCCCAAUCGAAUCUGAUGCAAAGCCUGCACAAAGACCUAGAGGAGGUGAUAAAAAUUCUAAACACGGAUGAACCGCUCACCGGACAGACCGGGGAAUCCGGGCCUGACGAACUUGGUGCGUGUUCGAGCGAAAAUAUCGGCGCCAAACGAUCAUCACUGCGGGAGAAAGCCUUCCGAAGGAAGGUUAACCGGAGGGAUUUACAAAUUGCCACUGCUGUUUCGUCCAAUGAGGGAAAUGCAGCAAUAGCAACGGCGACGACUGGGUCAAGUAGUAGCGGCAGUAGCAGUAGGACGCUUCGGCCUAGAGCUACAAAGAAGCGGGACGCCAAUACAUCGGUGAUGGUUGGCGAGCCAACGGCGGAAAUGAUGAGCACUGAUGAAGACUGAAAGGACUGAAAGGCAUGUAAGUAUUACGAAUGUGAUUGGAGCGAUUUUACAAAGAGUUUUUGUACUUGUAUAGAAUAAAGUAUAAGGUUUAAAGAACCUUUUUAGUUAUUUCAACCUAAAGAAUAUAUGUUGUAAAAAAAUAAAAGUAAACGUUGAUAUUGAUAUUGCCAAAAAUUAUAAAAUUAUUC